Molecule: messenger RNA, 492 nt
Organism: Heterocephalus glaber (naked mole-rat)
Lineage: Eukaryota; Metazoa; Chordata; Mammalia; Rodentia; Bathyergidae
Source: RefSeq, a predicted model, not a curated record
AUGGCCCUGACUAGUGAGAAUGGAGGAGUCCUACCUCAUGGAAAGAACACCAGGACCCCCACAAAAUGAACAGGAAGUGCUCCCACUAUCUCUGCUAGACCAUGUGUUCUGAACCCUGUGUGAGACACUUUCUAUAAGCCCUUUGUGCUGUCAUGCCCUCAUUUUCACAGAUUAGAUAACCAAUGUUCUCAGAUGCUAAAAACUUGUUGAAGAUGCCAAAGCUUGAUAGAUAGUUUAAUGCCAAAGCCAACACUGUUAACAUUGGCCCACUUAAGUUGUGAAGGCCAUUGAAUUCUGCCAACCCACAGCCAUCCAGUCAUUCCGUGCCUGGAGAAGGGCCUGGCUUUCUUCUUUCUCAUUUUUCAUGGACACAUCCUUGACCCAAAGCAGAUGUUCUAUGUAGUUUAUGUGAGAACAGAUUUCACAUUCAAUUAUGAAAGCAUCAAGAGGCACAAGAAGGAGAAGCAUCUUCUGACAGUGUGUCAGGACUGA